Oppiella nova is the source of this 519-nucleotide messenger RNA. Lineage: Eukaryota; Metazoa; Arthropoda; Arachnida; Sarcoptiformes; Oppiidae. The record is from the annotation of a GenBank genome assembly.
CUAAAUUAAUCACAAUAAUAUUUUAUAAAUUUACAUAACAUAUAUAGUAAAAUAUGAUUGGGGUAUUAAUUAUUAUACUUGUUAUAUUUAUUGCAAUAAUAUCGAUUACUAAUGUUAAGAAUUCUCGAUAUCAAUUUGAUUACUGGCGUAAACUUGGUAUAAAUGGCCCUGCUACAAAACUCGUUUAUGGCAACACACUUGACCUAUUUAUUAAACCACAACCCAUUCAGGAACUUAUUUGGUACCAAAAAUUUGGUAAAAUCUAUGGUAGCCGACCCUGAGCUGGUUCAGGCAAUCCUUGUCAGAGACUUUCAUGUGUUCACCGAUAGGUCGCGCGCAUCGAAAUCGGGUGACGACUCAAUAGCCAAACACAGUUUGGUUCACAUGUCGGGCGACGCAUGGCGUGGCGUACGUGCUAUCGUGUCGCCAACAUUUUCACCAAACAAAUUACGACAAAUGUACCCGAUCAUUAGCCAGUGCGUGUCCGAGUUUAUUACGCACUUGGAUCAAAGCUGUCAU